This is a messenger RNA of Carica papaya (papaya), 826 nucleotides long. NCBI's taxonomy places the organism in Eukaryota, Viridiplantae, Streptophyta, Magnoliopsida, Brassicales, Caricaceae. The record is from RefSeq and is a predicted model, not a curated record.
GGUAAACUGUUAUGAUUCUUUUCGUGUUGUUGAUGCCUUAUAUCGCUCCAAGUAUUUUUUGAGUUCAAUGGCCAGCUUCAACCAAAAUCCUUUACGGUCUUCCUCAACAAAGUCCCCAGAAAGAAGGGAUAGUGAACUUACAUUCCAAAAUAAUGAUACUAGCAAUGUUAUGUCACUGAAGAAUAUUGGAACUAAUGUUAAUCUUCAUAGAGUUACGAUUCUUAACCGUCCUGAAGAGGUUUUUUUGCCUUCAAAUGAAAUUCAAACUAGCAAGAAGCAAGAAGGCUCUGUGAAUACUGAAGUUGUUUCAGCCAGAAGGAGCAAUGAGGGUGAAACAUAUAAUUCCUGUUCUGAAGAAUUAUGUAUGCCUAUACUGCCUUGGAUAAAUGGAGAUGGAACCAUCAAUGGGAUAAUCUAUGAUGGGCUUAGGCGACGUGUUCUUGGCACUGUAAUGCAGAAUCCUGGCAUAUUAGAGGAUGAGCUAGUACGCCGAAUGGAUGUGUUGAAUCCCCAGAGCUGUAAGCAGUUACUUGAGUUGAUGAUACUGGAUGGGCACCUCAAAGUGAGGGAGAUGCUUCAAAGUACAAAAGUCGGACCUCCUGCUCUUCUCGGGACAAUUCUUGGCAGCCGCUUUAGCAAAUCUAAAUUGGAAUGCCGGAAGCAUUUCUUUGCCAAUCUCAUGAGCACAUCAUUGUUGUAAGAUAAACUUUGUUUAUACUACUGCAUGUAUAAGACAGUAUCAAUUUCCCAAUACGGGUUUACAAUCAAUUACGUGUAUAUAUUGGAGGCAAAGAUGUACCGUUUAUAUACAACUUUCUGCUUCGCA